GUCCUGGUUGUCAGCAGCAAGAGGAGGAGACAUCGAGUGCAGCACCAUCUGGGACUGGACUCUCCUCUCAGACCAGUGGCAGCCUUCUCAGCCAGCAGCAGACCGAGGAAAAAUCACCACCAUGAGAAUUGCAGUGAUUUGCUUCUGCUUAUUAGGCAUCGCCUACGCCCUUCCAGUUAAACAUGCUGAUUCUGGAAGCUCUGAGGAAAGGCAGCUUUACAACAAACACCCAGAUGCUGUAGCCACAUGGUUAAAGCCUGACCCAUCUCAGAAGCAGAGUCUCCUAGCACCACAGAAUACGGUAUCCUCUGAAGAAACUGAUGACUUCAAACAAGAGACUCUCCCAAGUAAGUCCAAUGAGAGCCAGGACCACACAGAUGAAGUGGAUGAUGACGACGAAGAUCAUGUGGACAGCCAAGACUCCAUCGACUCAAAUGACUCAGAUGACGAUGGUCACACUGAUGACCCUGACAAUUCUGACGAGUCUCACCAUUCUGAUGAAUCUGAUGAACUGGUCACUGAUUUUCCCACUGACUUUCCUGGAACCCCUUUUGCCACUCCAGCUGUCCCCACAAUAGACACAAAUGAUGGCCGAGGUGAUAGUGUGGCUUAUGGACUGAGGUUAAAAUCGAAGAAGUUACACAGAUCUGUCGUCCAGUAUCCUGAUGCUACAGAGGAAGACCUUACGUCACACAUGGAAAGCGAUGAGAUGGAUGAUGCACACAGGGCCAUCCUGGUAGCCCAGGGCCUGCCCGUGGCUUCUGAUUGGGACAGCCAAGGGAAGGACAGCCAGGAAGCAAGUCAGCUGGAUGACCACAGUGUGGAAACCCACAGCCGCGAGGCUGCCAAAGAAUAUAAGCUGAAGGCAAUGGAUGCAAGCAAUGAGCAUUCUGUUGGGAUUGAUAGUCAGGAAAAUUCCAGAGUCAGCCAUGAGUUCCACAGCCGAGAAUUGCAGAGCCAUGAAGACAAGCUGGCAUCAGCCCCUCAGAGUGAGGAACAAGAUAAACAUCUCAAAUUUCGCAUUUCUCAUGAAUUAGAGAGUGCAUCAUCUGAGGUCAAUUAAAAAACGAAAAAUACAAUUUUCUGCUUUUAGUUAAAAGG
Messenger RNA from Myotis brandtii (Brandt's bat), 1101 nucleotides. RefSeq names its product secreted phosphoprotein 1 (gene SPP1). The coding region runs from base 122 to 1063 and encodes 313 amino acids. Gene Ontology annotation, biological process: ossification; cell adhesion; positive regulation of bone resorption. Gene Ontology annotation, molecular function: extracellular matrix binding. The transcript is spliced from 7 exons. The record is from RefSeq and is a predicted model, not a curated record. Lineage: Eukaryota; Metazoa; Chordata; Mammalia; Chiroptera; Vespertilionidae.